AAUCCUCCCUAGAGUGCAAAGCAUGACCAACAAUAAAAUCCAAGAUUCUGAAACCAUCAAUUCCUAAUUAAAUUGAAUCCAUUAUCAGUGUCUGCCCUUUCAAAAUUCUAACAUUUUUCUCCUUCCAAACCGCCCAAAAAGAAGUAAUCGGAGUCAUGUCCACAUGUUUCCUCCUGCUGAUACUCUUCAACGCCCAUAAAUUCUCUCUAAUCGAUCCUGCUUUCACCCACUUCACCUCUAAUAACCCAUGAAUAUGGUCCAAAGCUUGUAAAUCUCCGAGUAUCAAAGGAGUAAAUAGUUGCAUGUCUCUGCAGUUCUUUUACAAAAAAUAACAUCCAUUUACCAGAACCUUACUCUGUCUUAUCAACUUAUCAAUUGUCAGAAUGCACUCCCUGUUGGCCUCCCAAGUAAAAAGAGACACACUGGGUGGGAAUUUCACCUUCUAAAUUGAGGGUUAGAAUGUUAUAAAAGCCUUCUUGACAAUAGCUAUGAUUACGUUUUUUUUUUCUGAGAAAUUCCGUAUAGCAGUCUUAUAUGUUGAAGCUAACAUUAUGGACACAGAGUAUAAUUAAUUAUGGGAGAUCAUUCUCGAAUUGGAUGCCAAAGAGUGUGAGAAAAUUAGUUGAAUUGACUUAAAUUGCUUUUAUCCUCUCAUAUUUAUCAUCUGACACUCCAGAUAGGCAGUUCCAAGCAUGGGGAAUGAAUGGUUGAUCUGAAGAUGAACAUGUUGUAUGCCCUCAAACUUGCAGGCAGUCUUGUGUGUCUUUUGUAGUCGAUGCACUAUGGUGGCAAAACAUUGCAUAUAAAAUGAACAUUUCCUUUUGGGUUACUGAUCAUGCACAAUCUCCUCCUUUUGAUUUGUUUCUAUAGCUAUUCCGUUGCACUUUCAAAGACACAGGCACCUCAUGCAGUGUUGCAAACUUUUUGAAAGAUAAUGAAUGAGAUUUUUAUUUCUAUUUGAAUGCUAAUUUCUAUUUUUGAAGAACUCUCCAGCUCAUCGAUUGCUGCCGUCACAUGUUUUAUUGGAAUGCAUUUUGGCCACAUACUUGUUCAUUUUAAGGACCACAAGCAGAGAUUAUUAUUGUGGUCCUUGUCUUCCUUCCUACUGUUAAUUUCAGGUUACAUUUUGGAUCUGCUAGGAAUUCCUUUGUCUAAACCGCUAUACCCACUAAGCUAUAUGUGCAUCACAGCAGGAGCAUCGGGCUUGCUCUUAACCGUUAUCUUUUAUCUGGUAGACGUAAAAAAAUUUGGAAAUGCCACAUUGUUGCUUAAGUGGAUGGGAGUAAAUGCCCUCAUCGUAUAUGCUUUGGCAGCUUGUGAAAUUUUUCCAGCAGUUGUGCAGGGUUUCUAUUGGCGUUCACCUAAAAACAACAUGGUCGACUUGACAGAAUCUUUCUUACAAGCUGCACUUAAUUCGAGGAAGUGGGGUACCCUGGCAUUUGUACUGCUUGAGAUUCUAUUUUGGUGCAUGGUUGCUGGUUUUCUACAUAUGAAAGGUAUAUAUAUGAAAUUGUAGAAAUGCCACAAGGUUGCUUUGUAAAUCUCCUGUGAAUACAAAGUUUUACUAUUAGGAACAGCAUUUUAUAUCUUCAAAUUCAUAUGGGUGCUAUAGGUUUGUUCAGGAAUCAGUUUAUGCUGUGUAUGGGCAUUUUGGUUAUAGUCAAACUUGGUUUAUCACCUUUUCAUCA
Carica papaya (papaya) is the source of this 1688-nucleotide messenger RNA. The record is from RefSeq and is a predicted model, not a curated record. Lineage: Eukaryota; Viridiplantae; Streptophyta; Magnoliopsida; Brassicales; Caricaceae.